CAAAUAGUGUAAAAGGUACAAGUUCUUCUGAAGCUAAAUAUCAAGCUAUGGUAGAUAAUUUUGUAUACAAAAUAUCUAGAGCUGACCAAAAUAACUUAGAAAGUCUAUUUGUAUAUGCUUUUUAUUCUUCAGGAGCUUCUUUUAAUAUAUUAGAAAAUGAGAAUUGA
This is a messenger RNA of Dentiscutata erythropus, 167 nucleotides long. NCBI's taxonomy places the organism in Eukaryota, Fungi, Glomeromycota, Glomeromycetes, Diversisporales, Gigasporaceae. The record is from the annotation of a GenBank genome assembly.